Molecule: messenger RNA, 1061 nt
Organism: Zerene cesonia (dogface butterfly)
Lineage: Eukaryota; Metazoa; Arthropoda; Insecta; Lepidoptera; Pieridae
Gene: bisc
Product: TM2 domain-containing protein CG10795
Exons: 4
Coding region: 216-806 (196 amino acids)
Source: RefSeq, a predicted model, not a curated record
GUAAAUACUAAACGUCAUAUUUCGUCUCUAUUGACUAUUCUCUUUUGUUAUUACACAUGUCUACAAAUUACUAGGUCUAGUGGUUUGUAAUAAUUUCUAUUACGAGUAUAACUUUUAGUAGAAUACAAUGUUGGGAACUUAAAAGAUAAGUGAAUUUACUAGAAAUUACCAUUUCAUUUCGUACCAUUCACCCGUUCUUUAGAACAAGAGUUACAAUGUUGCGUUGGGCUUAUAUUUUACCAUUCUAUCUUAUUUGUAUUUGUAAAGCUUCCGAUGAAGCAAAAGGAGAGAACUAUGUGUUUGUGGAUUGUAGCACUUUACGAUUAGGUCAAUAUAUUUGCCCUGAUCCAAAUAUAAAUCACAUUGAUCCAGAUACACAACAAUUACGAGGCUGUACAAAAGGCAAAGUAGACCCAUCGCAAGGAGAAGCUGAAGUCAAAUGUAUAGCUGCAGAUAGAAUUAUAUGUAAUGAGACAAACAAUUCAACAUUUGUAAGGAAAAUGCCUUGCAAGUGGACGAACGGAUAUUCUUUGGAAAUAGCUCUGCUGUUAUCAGUAUUUCUUGGAAUGUUUGGUUUGGAUAGAUUUUACCUGGGUUACCCAGGUAUAGGACUGGCCAAGCUUUGUACACUGGGAUUCAUGUUCCUGGGACAACUAUUAGAUAUCAUAUUAAUUGCUGCCCAGGUGGUUGGUCCAUCUGAUGGUUCAGCAUAUGUGAUACCAUUUUAUGGAGCUGGUGUCCAAGUUAUCACAAGUGACAAUGAAACGUACCUACUUCCCCAAGCAGAUUGGCACAACAUCACCUGACAGUGGGGCACCAUCUCCUUUGAGCUUGAUGAAGACUAUGAUUGGACUUAACAGUGAAUUGUUGAUUGUAUAAGUUUAAUUUAAAUGGAAUAUCUUUGUGUUUGUAUCUAUAAUAGUGAGAUAUUAAUUAAUUUUUACUGUAAUAACUAUUCGAAACUAUACAGUUGAGUGACAUAUAUUUAAUUCUAAAGCAUAUUGUUUAAAAAUUUAAUGAAUUGCUCUUAGAAAUAGAAAUGUAUAUUGUAUGAUGAAUGU